This is a messenger RNA of Protomyces lactucae-debilis, 532 nucleotides long. RefSeq lists its product as uncharacterized. The record is from RefSeq and is a predicted model, not a curated record. The transcript has a single exon. NCBI's taxonomy places the organism in Eukaryota, Fungi, Ascomycota, Taphrinomycetes, Taphrinales, Protomycetaceae. Bases 73 to 369 code for a protein of 98 amino acids.
CGGCGAUAGAAUGACUUGGUGAAGAGAUCCUGGAGUCCUCCGAUCAUGGUGCUGAAGAGUAGUGGUUGUUGAAUGGAUGGUCCAAGGUCUGCAAGCGUGUCGAUGUUCAGGACUGCCCUUUAUCCUCCUGCAGAUGCUCGUACUCCAAGUGCUAUGGUCCAGCUCCAGCCUCAGCCAUGUCGGCCUAUGCAGCAUCACCUCAGUACACUCGAGCGAGACAGCGACAAGCUUCCGAGAUUGGACGCAAGUGGGCCCACUGGGUGCGGCCUUGCCGCAUCACUCAGGCAAUUGACCGUAAGCGUACAUAGGUUAUCCUUGGAUCAUGCAUACGGUCCAGACUCCAGAUACAUUGAUACUUCACAAGACUAAGAGCUUAGUGGUUUGCUUCAGCUCAAGGCUUCGUAGAUGCACAGUUUGAUGCAGCUGGUCUCGCUCCUGUCAUGUACAACUUCAUAGCAUAGAUGCAGCCUGCAGCUACGAGUGGACACUCAGCAGAUACGAGUCUGCAGCUGCAGUCGCGUCGUGAAGCUGC